Messenger RNA from Astyanax mexicanus (Mexican tetra), 2988 nucleotides. RefSeq names its product mitochondrial thiamine pyrophosphate carrier-like. The transcript has 7 exons. NCBI's taxonomy places the organism in Eukaryota, Metazoa, Chordata, Actinopteri, Characiformes, Acestrorhamphidae. Bases 201 to 1136 code for a protein of 311 amino acids. Gene Ontology annotation, biological process: thiamine pyrophosphate transmembrane transport. The record is from RefSeq and is a predicted model, not a curated record. Gene Ontology annotation, cellular component: mitochondrial inner membrane. Gene Ontology annotation, molecular function: thiamine transmembrane transporter activity.
GGGACGCGCCCGCAGCGCUGCUACUCACUGGGUGUGUGUCAGUUUGCCCUCAUGGCGAGUUCAUAACACUGUCAGGGAGCCGCGCGGAGUCGGUGACCCGGUGAUGUAGCGGGUAAACGCGGGGACGCUGGUUUAUUAAACGCCGCGGCUGCUGCAGGUUCUGAUCCUCUGGAGCCUGCAGGCUCCACUGGAGAGCUGGGAUGGUGGGAUAUGACCCCAGUUCAGCUCUGACCCCGGAGGAGGCCGCUCUGGCCGGGUCAGCUGCCGGCAUGGUCACCCGGGCCAUUAUUAGCCCACUGGAUGUGGUGAAGAUCAGGUUCCAGCUGCAGAUCGAGCGUGUUUCCUCCAGAAAGCCUCAGGGGAAGUACUCCGGCCUGCUGCAGGCAUCUCGCUGUAUCCUAAAAGAGGAGGGACUUCCGGCUUUCUGGAAAGGCCACAUUCCCGCCCAGCUGCUGUCUGUGUGUUACGGAGCCGUUCAGUUUGCCAGUUUUGAGGCACUGACAGAGUUGGUCCAUAAGAACACUUCCUAUAACAGCCAGAUGGCCGGGGUUCACUUUCUAUGUGGUGGUUUAGCCGCCUGCUCAGCAACCGUCGCCUGCCAGCCACUCGACACACUCCGCACACGCUUCGCUGCCCAGGGAGAACCAAAGGUGUAUCGAACACUCCGGCACGCUGUGGUCACCAUGUACCGGCAGGAGGGGGCGCUCACCUUCUACAGAGGCCUCACCCCCACGCUGGUGGCUGUUUUCCCAUAUGCAGGCCUCCAGUUCUUCUUCUACAACAUCUUCAAAAAGCUGCUGGACAACGACAGCACCAAAUCUAAAGGUGGUCUGCAGAGUCUGCUGAGUGGCAGCGCCGCAGGGGUCAUCAGCAAAACCCUCACCUACCCAUUCGACCUCUUCAAAAAGAGACUGCAGGUCGGCGGAUUCGAACAGGCCAGAAUGCACUUCGGCCAGGUGCGGACGUAUCGGGGCUUUGUGGACUGUGCGAUGAGAAUCUUGAAAGAGGAGGGUCUGCGCGGAUUCUUUAAGGGCCUUUCUCCUAGCUUGCUGAAAGCUGCUGUCUCCACUGGACUUACUUUCUUCUGGUAUGAGUUCUUCACAAGUGCCAUCGCCAACCUGAAGAGCCAUCCAUGAGCAGAGGAGCUGAAACAUGGAGGAUGUGGGAGCUACUGCUGUGUGUGUGUGCGUGUGUUAUGUUUGUGUGUGAGGGAUUUAUAGUUUAUUUAAAAUAUUUUUUUUAUCUUCUUAAUACCUGUUAUGUGUCAGAACUGUACAGUGAUGGUUUAACACAAACACAGAUUUUCACAGAUUUUCCACCGAAACCCCAAAUUGAUGUUGAUCAGUCACCUCCAAAAAGGUCUAAAAUUAGCUUCAUGUGUUUUGCACUUGAGCUGAAAGGAUGAAGGCUUAAAUCCUAACAGUUAGCAUCACGCUGCAUGCCUAAAUCACCAAUCUUAAACCAUGACAUGGUUCUUUUAUCUCAACAUGAAUAUCUAUAAACCUACAGUUGUUUUUUUAAAUAGCUAUUUUGAAGCCUGAGGUAAGAUCUGUGUAAUUACUGCUGUGCUCUAACAGUUUUACACUCUUAUGCUUUUCCACUGCAGGUCCAAAUGAUUGUUAAGGCUGGUCCCAUACUGUUCUGUGCUGGUGUGGAACCAUUAACCUGUUAACUGUUUAUUUUUCCAUUUGCAGCAUUGUUUAAUCGGGCCCAGGAAGUGCAGGAAACUAGCAGGCAUACUAGCUAACCAAAUACAAACUGAAGAACUGUGUGUUUUUACGUAAAUACCAGCCUCUCCCACAUUAACCCACAUGGCUACUGCUGUGUUCACAUUCCGGUGACCAGAUUUGUCCAACGAUGCAAAUGCUGCGUUAGCCAUACUAGCUAAGGGGCUCAUCCAAUGUCGCUAACGCCGCUUUAGCAUUGCUGGUGACUGGGCUCAUCCAACAUCACUUUGGCAGCUGCUCAGUUCUCCCAUUGGACAGUUUCAUGGCCUGAAAUACAGUUAGCUAACUGUGCUAAGAACUGCGCUUGUUCGGCCCUGCAGUGGAAAAGUGGUUUAAGGCUCUGAAACUUAAUUUAGCUUCUCUCAAGAUUAGUUUAAGCAACUGAUGUUAACAUAGCUAAUAAUAAAACUGUCAGUCAUCCUUAUGCGAAUACUAACUAGCAGCUAUUCAUUCACUGUAAGCCAUGUUGGAUUAGAUUUUGGAUUGUCUCUUUAAAAGAAGAGUUUGGUAUUAAAUGUAACCAAAUGACACGCUAUACCAGAACCAAUGUGAUUUAGGCACUCAGUUUACUUUAUGCUAACUGUCAGACAUGUCUUUGUUGAGGAAAAUGGAAAUAUCUGUCAUUGUUUUAAUUCAAACAUCACUAACCUGGCUAAUACUGAAUUUAAAGCUAGGCUUUUAUUCAUCAUUAGCCAUGUUAGCUUUUCCUGGUUCACUAUCCGUGAAUGAUGAUUUUAAUAUUUUACUUUGUAAUAUUUUUAGCAGAUUUGUUCAGUCAGUGUUUGUAAGGGUGAUGGUUGGUCUGGAACUUUCUAAUCACGCACACUUCAGCAGUAAUGAUUUGCAGUCUAAAUGAACACUCAUUGAUCCAGUACCUCAUAAAACCUAAAUAACACUCAUGCUUAACUUUCCUCAUUUCUCUGGACUCAGGGACUGUCUCUCUCUCUCUCUGUUGUGAUGUGGGUCUUUUCAGAACAGGAAUUAAAUACAUUAGGCUAGCAUAGCGUAUCACAGGAACAAAAAUGGAUAUGAAAUAGUUUUGAGGUGAAAAAUCAUCUCAGUUACUUGUUGUUUACUGUUGUUCCUCAGAGGGGCUUUUAAAUGUUUUUGAACCCGUUUCUACAGGUCACAUGUUAGCACUGAACAAUAUCAUGGUAUAAUACAUAGAUUGUUAUUGCUACGGUUACAUUUCUUCAUAGUUGUAUAUUUAUGUACCGCUUUAGAUGAUGUUGAGUUUAUUAAAUAUCAACUUCAUACACAA